Molecule: messenger RNA, 2250 nt
Organism: Gekko japonicus
Lineage: Eukaryota; Metazoa; Chordata; Lepidosauria; Squamata; Gekkonidae
Gene: POLR3F
Product: polymerase (RNA) III (DNA directed) polypeptide F, 39 kDa
Exons: 9
Coding region: 28-960 (310 amino acids)
Biological process (GO): transcription by RNA polymerase III
Cellular component (GO): RNA polymerase III complex
Source: RefSeq, a predicted model, not a curated record
ACGCCGGGACGGCCGGGGCUCGUCGUCAUGGCGGAGGCGAAGGCGCCGGAGCCGCUGGAGAUCGAGAGCAGGAUCCUUGAGCUGUGCCAUCAAUUUCCCCACGGUAUCACGGACCAGGUGAUUCAGAAUGAUAUGCCCCACAUGGAAGCUCAGCAGCGGGCCAUGGCCAUUAACAGGCUACUCUCUAUGGGACAACUGGAUCUUCUGAGAAGCAGCACUGGCCUUCUCUAUAGAAUCAAGGAAUCUCAAAAUGCUGGUAAAAUGAAGGGAUCUGACAAUCAAGAGAAAUUGGUCUAUCAAAUUAUAGAGGAUGCAGGCAACAAAGGUAUUUGGAGCCGGGAUAUCAGAUAUAAAAGUAAUCUUCCCUUAACUGAGAUCAACAAGAUACUAAAGAACUUGGAAAGCAAGAAACUCAUUAAAGCUGUGAAGUCUGUAGCGGCUUCCAAGAAAAAGGUGUAUAUGUUAUACAACCUUCAGCCGGAUCGUUCUGUGACAGGCGGCGCUUGGUACAGUGACCAGGAUUUUGAGUCUGAAUUUGUAGAGGUUCUGAACCAACAGUGUUUUAAAUUCUUGCAGACCAAGGCUGAAGCCGCUCGUGAAAGCAAGCAGAACCCAAUGAUCCAGAGAAACAGCUCAUUUGCAUCCUCGCACGAGGUGUGGAAAUAUAUCAGCGAACUGGGCAUUAGUAAGGUGGAAUUGUCAAUGGAGGACAUAGAAACCAUUCUUAACACAUUAAUAUAUGACGGAAAGGUGGAAAUGACCAUAAUUGCUGCCAAAGAAGGAACAGUCGGUAGCGUGGAUGGACACAUGAAGCUGUAUAGAGCGGUGAACCCCAUCAUCCAGCCCACGGGUUUAGUUCGGACCCCUUGUGGGCUCUGUCCAGUUUUUGACGACUGCCACGAAGGUGGCGAGAUAUCCCCGUCAAACUGUAUUUAUAUGACAGAGUGGCUGGAGUUUUAGCGGCACAAUGUGGACUGUGUCACCUUCCUGCACCUGACAUCAACGAACCAAUUUUUUCUUUAUGACAGACCCUUUUCCUCAGGAGGAGAGAGUUUUGCUUUUAAAACUCUAACCUGUUUAAAAAGAGCAUCAGCUGAAGACAUUCUCAGGCGUCUGCGUGCUGUACGAUUCAGACUGAAGAUACACCCGUCUUUUCUGUUCAAGAUCUGCACAGGCAGAAAAAAGAAGGCUCUUUGUAGCCUUAGAGAGGGAGGUUGGGUGUUGUUGACUAGCAGAGUGAAUGAAUGCCUUGCCCUGCUAAAUAAAGCCAAGUUUGCUCAUGGCAGUCCAGUCCUGCAGCAGGCCUUUAGUAGCAUCACAGCAACUGUGGAGAAAGCGGCCGGGCGACCAUCCUGCAACGUUGCAGAUUUGGGGAACAGUCUGCUCAAAAGCUUUUCCGUAAAACCUCACUCAGUGAAAUGGCACACGAGCAUUGUUUGGCUUUGGGGGGUUGGGAGCUCUACUGAAGCUGGGAUUAGUCCCCUGUCAAUGUAAAUUUGAAAUGUAGAUUCAGAAUGUUUGUUUCUGACAACCAGCUUCUUGCAAAGAUUUCAAAGAUGCAGAGCAGGGCGGUUAAUGCAGCAGGUACAACCAUCAGAAUAACUACUCAAGGAGCAUCACGCCUUUGAACCUCAAACCUGCUCUGUUCUGCAUGUAGGGUUAGGGUUUUGAAAGUCUCUGUUCUCUGCAAUGGAAAGGUUUUGACUCUGGGUUGUCCAUUCUUUUUUUGCAACCAAAGACAGGCACUGAACCACACCAAACUUCAUGUUAAUUGCAAAACACUAAGUGAGAUCAUAACAUCUCUUGAAUUUCUGCCUGGCCAGAGCAUCUUGUUUCCACAACGUGCCAUCUAAACUCACCCAAAGACAGAAAAUCAUCAGCUACUUGUCCAACAAGCGAUUGAGAAAGCUGUUGAACAACUUCCUGACGAUGUACAGUGUUUUGUUUAAUACAAUCCAGGAGAUUUGACUUCUCGGAGUGAACUUUGGUAUGGAGGGCCUCUUCGGUGAGGGUCCCAAAAAUGCCUGGCUUACAGCAGGUGAACCAUGGAGGCAGAUUUCUCCACACAUCCCCUCCUUUGCUCGGCUUGUAAGGGAGGGGAAAUCUUACGGCUCUCCUCCUUGGGCUGUCAGUCCGCCAUCUUCCACCCCUUUCUGACACUCUGCUUUCUCUCUCACCUUCUCAGCCUUCACCCCCUGCCUUCCUCUCUACUUUUCCUGCUUUCUGCCCUACAAGCCCCCAGUCCUUCUC